UCAACGCCGCUCUCUCUGGAGCUCUUGCUUUCACCUCUGCUUCUUUGAUCUUUCUAUUCCUCUUUCCCCCUCAUCUCACUCCUUUUUCCCCUCUCUCUCUCUUAUACGGAUUGCAGAGGUUGUCAAGACUAGAACUUUGUGCCUCUUCUGUUCCCCUGGAAGAGAGUACCACGGUGAUCGCUCAGCCAUAAGCGCCAGUGUUUGUCUCAUAUUAUUUUUGAGUGGAGAAUAGCAAAUGCAAAUAGAAUAGAGAAGCAUAGAUUUUGAAGCGAUGGACAUGAUGUAUUCUUUGCCAGUUAAGAGAACCGAGCAUGUUAACGUGAAUCCAAAGCCGCGGCCGCGGUCAAUAUACCGCUCCGGCAAAGCCAACAAGUUGGCUGGCAGAAGGAUGGUGCGUAUCUUUUGCGACGACUACGACGCCACCGACUCCUCCAGCGACGAAGAAGAUUGCUGUUACUUCCGCCGCCGUGUGAAGCGCUAUGUCCAAGAGAUUAGGUUCGAGGACCGCCCCGCUAAGACCACCGCUAUCGCCGCUGGCGACAAGGAGAGAUCAGGAAAGGUAGGCGGAAAGAAGAAGAAGCCGGUCCUUGGAACCCCCGGUGACAAGCCUGGCUCGCCGGCGGCCCCGAGGUUCCGUGGCGUCCGCCGGCGGCCAUGGGGGAAGUACGCCGCGGAGAUCCGCGAUCCCUGGCGGCGUGUCCGGGUGUGGCUCGGCACGUACAAUACUGCGGAGGAGGCCGCCAAGGUGUACGACUCCGCCGCCAUCCAGCUCCGUGGCCCCGAUGCCACCACCAACUUCUCUACCCGCUCAGUCCCCACCUCCGCCGCUGCCCCGGCGCAACCUUCUCCUCCGACGAAGAACCUUUCCGAUGGCACGGUCUCCGGCGGGUACGACUCCGGUGAGGAGUCACCCAAUCUCUCCUCCCCGACCUCCGUCCUCUACGGUUUCCCACCCUCCGCCGCCGACAAGUCGGAGGAGAACAAGGCCCAAGAAGAGCAGCAAACGCCGACUGAAGUAUCGGAUGAGAAGGCUAGUAUUCUCCCCGCCAGCAUCAGUUUACCGGACGAGUUUGGGGACUUCAUGUCAUUCGACGAGGUGCCAUUCUACAACGAUUUGCUCGGCUUCGACUCGUCCGAGCCAGGAUUCUUCGCGGACUCGGCGGAGAUUGGCUUCUUCACCAGCGACAUAAGCGAUGUUAUGCUGAGCUCUGAUUUAAACCUCGCCUCAGUGUCAUGGCAGGGAGAUGAUUACUUCCAAGAUAUUGGUGAUUUAUUUCCAAUCGAUCCUCUCCCUACCGCCUAAAAUUUUUCGAGAAACCGAGCCUGUCAGAAGGUCAAUUAUUCGGCUUUUUUUUUUUCUUAAAAAAAAUUUGGCAAUGUGAGAGGAGAGAAAGUAGUUUAUCUUUUUUUUAUUAAUUUUUUAUUUUUGAAUAUCGAGUGAGUUAACUGUUUCGGUAAUGGAGCGGGAUUUUAGAUAUUUUAUUCUCUUGCUUUUAUUUUUAUUACUAAUAUAUAAAAAUUUUGUUUGCGUUAAAAAUGAGGAUUUUCUAUAACGAACUGGACA
Elaeis guineensis (African oil palm) is the source of this 1564-nucleotide messenger RNA. Its product is annotated as ethylene-responsive transcription factor CRF1. Gene Ontology annotation, biological process: regulation of DNA-templated transcription. Gene Ontology annotation, molecular function: DNA binding; DNA-binding transcription factor activity. Lineage: Eukaryota; Viridiplantae; Streptophyta; Magnoliopsida; Arecales; Arecaceae. The record is from RefSeq and is a predicted model, not a curated record.